Messenger RNA from Durio zibethinus, 647 nucleotides. RefSeq lists its product as uncharacterized. The record is from RefSeq and is a predicted model, not a curated record. Lineage: Eukaryota; Viridiplantae; Streptophyta; Magnoliopsida; Malvales; Malvaceae.
UAAAAUCAUUAGAUCUGUUAUAAAUAUAGAACUCCACGGCAUUUUCUGAUUAGAUCAUUCGAUUAUUAUCUCCUUCCAUGGUUCUUCACAUCAAAAAGUAAGAAAUGCAAUCAACAUUUCUAUCUUCAUCAUCACUUUUCUUCAACCCUUUUCGUUGCUCAAGAACACGCCUUCAAAACCAUAAUCGGAAAAAGGCGAUCUCGACGAAAAUAAUCGCCACGAGAAGAUCAGAGGCUCAUGAUCAAAACUGUAGCGGACGACUUGUAGAUGAAAACAUGAUUGUUCUACGGAAAAGAAUACAUGAGUUGAAGAUGAUCGAGAGCAACUACGAGCCACCGACGGAUUGGAUGGAGUGGGAGAAACGUUAUUACACGAGCUAUGAUUCGAUUAUAUGUGAUGUUUUGGGUGUUUUGCAAUCCCAGUUGAUGAAUAGUAGGCCGAGCUUGGCUUUGGGGAUACUGGCUUUGAUAAUGUUAAGCGUACCCACGUCUACUGCUUUGAUGUUUUUCCAUUUGAUUGAAACAGUCAAGGGGAUUGUUGUUUCUGGGAUUCAUAUGAUAUAAGAAAAGUGAUGAUCUAUCUCUUUUUGUAAACGGAUAUAAAAUUUAUACAGAGGAAUGAAAUAUUCAUUUGUUUUCUGGAUUUUA